Molecule: messenger RNA, 378 nt
Organism: Suillus bovinus
Lineage: Eukaryota; Fungi; Basidiomycota; Agaricomycetes; Boletales; Suillaceae
Exons: 4
Coding region: 1-378 (125 amino acids)
Source: RefSeq, a predicted model, not a curated record
AUGUGCUACUUCCUUUGCUGGGUGUGCUGUCAGGCUCGCAUCCUGAGCUUCUACAAGAGUGACUGGAGGACAUCAAGACAUGGCUCUGUGGGUUGGAGUGGUGAGGAAGACAGUGAGCAGAUGGAAGGAGGUAGAAGAAAAGUGAUGGUGGAGGCAUGCAUGACUUGGAUAGCCAAGGAAAAGGGGAAAGGGAAGGAAGAGAACUCAGACAUGGGCAAGCUGAAGGCUGGUGGGUGGAUGUCUGUUGCUUCAAAGGUGCUAGAGCCUCCCUGCAAGUGCUGUGUCCAGUGUGGAGUUAUGUGCAUGCAAGAGAAGAAUGCGCGCUGCGGUCCUUGUGAACAGUCACAUGGGGCAUGUACCUUUGUUUUGAAGGUCUGA